AUGAAGUUCAAGGAACGAGAAGAUUUUCGGACCUCCUGGCACCCUCUGAAUAAUUACCACUACACAGGGUCAGACCACUGGACAGUGCAAGAGAUUAAAGUGUUCAAGAAAGCUCUGGUUGACCACGACAAGGACUUUCAACAGAUUCAUAAUGUGUUGCAGACAAAAUCAAUAGCCCAGUGUGUGGAGUAUUACUAUAACAUGAAGAAGCUGAAAAAGUUCAAGCAAUGUGUCCGAGCCACAAAUAAAAAGGAUGAAGGUGGAGGGAACUCUGCAUUCAGAUGCUCACAAGAGCACCAGCCUGAGCAGAUAAACGGGAACACAGGACAGAAGACAACAGCUGCUCAGAGUGAGGUGUGUGCCAGAGAUGUGAAGAGCCACAGUUCGCCCUCAGUCAGGAUAGAAACUAUCUCCAGAUGGCAGUGGACAAGCAAGGACACAGGUCAAAGCAGAAGGCUAAAGUGAACUGAAUUCCAAUCAGUAUUUCAUAAAAGAUCCUUUGUAAGAGCUCAAGUGUGUUUUAGACUACAGUAAAUAUUCAACUCAUUGUCCAGCGAUUAAUAUGGACCGUGAAAUUAGCCGUAAUUGUAAUCCAAAAUAAAGUUCUCAUCAAAAGAAUAGCCAACUUUGUGGAU
Messenger RNA from Sinocyclocheilus anshuiensis, 635 nucleotides. Its product is annotated as zinc finger protein 541-like. The record is from RefSeq and is a predicted model, not a curated record. Gene Ontology annotation, biological process: negative regulation of DNA-templated transcription; regulation of transcription by RNA polymerase II. Gene Ontology annotation, molecular function: transcription corepressor activity. The transcript has 6 exons. Lineage: Eukaryota; Metazoa; Chordata; Actinopteri; Cypriniformes; Cyprinidae. Gene Ontology annotation, cellular component: transcription regulator complex; histone deacetylase complex. The coding region runs from base 1 to 465 and encodes 154 amino acids.